AUGGAAGAAGUCAGGGCAUGUGUGAGUACAGGGAACAAAGGGAUCAUCUCCGGUGGAUGUGAAGUUGCCAAUGAUAAAGUGUACGAAGAGUACUUGAAAAUACGGAAGAGCGACUGCCUAGUCCGCGGAGGAGCUCCGGAUAAAGCAGGAAACUUAGCCCGUGAACCAACGAGCAUUUCGAAGUUUGAUGAGUGGCAAAAGAGCCGCAGGCAGUAUGCGAUGGAAGCGCUGUUGGCUGCCAAAGCAGAAAGCCUUGGCGUAUUCGUGGGAGCAAGCUCCAAAACUGACCAUCUCCAUGUAUCGCAGCGUCUCAAGGAUGCUCUGGACUACUUUUCCACCUUUCAAACCCUCAGUGGUAGGUUGUGGGCAGUGUACGAUACCGAUUCACGUGACGCGACUGAGGCGAACAGUCCUGUUCAGACUCUAACUUGCAGUAUCACACCUUUUCCUGGACAAGGUAUUAGGCCGGGAAAUGCCAGUGGUUGGAAGGUGACGCAACAGUCGCCUUCGUCAAUAAAAUUGGAGGUCUAUAGCGGGAACGACCCGCCGCUAGCCCUCCCGGUAUCCAUUAUUCCCCCCAUGGUCCCAGUUAACCUCACCCUAGGAUCGGAUAUGGACAAAUUCUAG
Molecule: messenger RNA, 627 nt
Organism: Aspergillus caelatus
Lineage: Eukaryota; Fungi; Ascomycota; Eurotiomycetes; Eurotiales; Aspergillaceae
Exons: 1
Coding region: 1-627 (208 amino acids)
Source: RefSeq, a predicted model, not a curated record